This is a messenger RNA of Schistocerca americana (American grasshopper), 1218 nucleotides long. RefSeq names its product protein FRG1 homolog (gene FRG1). Gene Ontology annotation, cellular component: catalytic step 2 spliceosome; striated muscle dense body; nucleolus. Gene Ontology annotation, molecular function: actin filament binding. The record is from RefSeq and is a predicted model, not a curated record. Lineage: Eukaryota; Metazoa; Arthropoda; Insecta; Orthoptera; Acrididae. Bases 110 to 901 code for a protein of 263 amino acids. The transcript has 6 exons.
UUGAAUGGUUAAAUGAACAUCUGUGGCGUACGCGCUGAAGUGUAUGCUGUGUAUUUUCAUGUCAACGAAAAUAGUGUGUUCGCGAGUGGUAUUCGUCUUCUGAUCAGCUAUGUCGGAUUAUGAAAUGUGUAGAACUGGCAAGCUUGUGUUAAAAGGGGAGAAACGAAAGAAGUCACACAAGAAGAAAAAGACACAUGAGCCCACUCCAGAAGUGAAUGAAGAAACAAAGAAACUAAAUGAUGAAGACACAGUUCAGCACGGUGGUUGGUGGAAAGCUGGAUCAAUUUAUGAUGUACAUGGACCAGUUGCUCUUGAAUUUGGAAAUCAGACUUAUGCAAAGGCAUUAGAUGAUGGCCUCUUUAUGCUAGGAGCACCACAUCCUGAAGGUGAAGGUCCAUCUCCAGAAGAAAUUCUGUCUGCUCUUAUAAUUGAUGACACAAAAAUUGCUUUAAAAUCAGGCUAUGGCAAAUAUCUAACUGCCUGUAAAGAUGGAAAAGUGACUGGACGAUCAGCUGCAUGCGGACCUAUGGAGCAGUGGGAACCAAUUUUUCAGGAUGGAAAGACAGCACUUCUUGGAUAUUCUGGUUGCUUUAUGAGUGUAUCAGAGGAUGACAUGCUCAUGGCUGUGAAUCGUGUUGUUGGGCCUAAUGAGGUUUUGCAAAUUCGUUCUUGUGCAGUCCAAGAAGCUCCAAAAACUUCAAGUUUGCCUGCAGAAGAGGAAGGAAAUGUUAAACAAGUAGAAAUCAAUUUUGUGAAAAAAUUCCAGAAGUUUCAAGAUAAAAAACUGCGCCUAAAUCCAGGUGACUAUAAGGAAGUAAAAAAAGCCAGAAAAGAAGGAACCCUUCAUGGAGUGCUGCUUGACCGCCGAGCAAAGAUGAAGUCGGAUCGAUAUUGUAAAUGAUUGGGAUGUAGUAUGCAGAUUGCUAAUAAAUCUGUUUCAUUGAUAAAACUGUUGAGCGAUGCAAUCUGUGUGUGCCGUACUGACGAUCUACGACUGGUUUUCCAGCUGAUUCCUGAAAAUAUCCAUUGUUCAUUAGUUUUAUUUCUUGUAUAUAUUAUAUGUCUAUAUUUAGUGGAAAUUGUAUGUGUAAAUGCCAGUAGAUUAUUUUCACAGUCACAUUAUAUAAUAUUUCACUUGUACAUUUUUCAUUAUGUGAUGAAUUUUGUAAAAGAUCGCUACCAAAAUAGUAAAAGUAAAAUAAAACACAGCCACAUUCA